AUGGUCAGCAGGGGGACGGACGAGACGAGGAUGAUCCUUCCCCUCCUUGCUGCACAGAAAUUUAAAAUGGACGAGCGGGAGUUUUUUACCGAGUACGGAGAAGCUAGCAAGUAUCGUCUGUUAGAAGUAAUAGGCCGAGGCAGCUAUGGUAUCGUCUGUUCAGCGAUAGAUACACACACAGGGGAAAAGGUCGCGAUUAAGAAGAUUAAUGACAUAUUCGAGCACGUGUCAGACGCCACGAGGAUUCUUCGCGAAAUCAAGCUCCUUAGGUUGCUCCGUCACCCUGAUAUAGUGGAGAUCAAGCACAUCAUGCUUCCUCCAUCACGGCGAGAUUUCAAGGACAUCUAUGUCGUUUUCGAGCUGAUGGAAUCUGACCUUCAUCAAGUAAUUAAGGCAAACGAUGACCUUACACCUGAGCACUUCCAGUUCUUCCUCUAUCAGCUGCUGAGAGCUCUGAAGUACAUUCACACAGCCAACGUGUUUCACCGAGAUUUGAAGCCGAAGAACAUCCUGGCGAACGCUGACUGUAAACUAAAGAUUUGCGACUUUGGCUUGGCUAGAGUUGCCUUCAGCGAUGCGCCAACGGCCAUUUUCUGGACGGAUUACGUGGCCACGAGAUGGUACAGAGCGCCUGAACUGUGUGGCUCUUUCUUCUCCAAGUACACUCCCGCUAUCGACAUCUGGAGCAUAGGGUGCAUCUUCGCCGAGCUUCUGACUGGAAAACCGUUGUUUCCCGGGAAGAAUGUGGUCCACCAACUCGAGCUCAUGACCGACCUUCUGGGAACGCCUUCACCAGAGUCGAUCGCCAAGGUUCGAAACGAGAAGGCGCGGAGAUACCUUGGGAGCAUGCGGAAAAAGCAACCAAUGCCAUUGUCGGCAAAGUGCCCGAACGCGGACCCGCUUGCCGUGAAGCUGAUGGAAAAGAUGCUCGCAUUUGACCCUGCACACAGGCCGACGGCAGAGGAGGCUCUUGCUGACCCUUAUUUCAAGGGCCUGGCGAAGGUCGAAAGAGAACCUGCGGCUCAACCCAUCACCAAGGUGGAAUUCGAGUUCGAGAGGCGAAGACUGAACAUGGACGAUGUCAGAGAGCUCAUCUACCGUGAGAUUCUGGAGUAUCAUCCUCAGAUGCUGAAGGACUUCCUCAACGGGACGGACCCUGGGAACUUUUUGUAUCCAAGUGCUGUGGACCAGUUCCGCCGUCAGUUCCACACCCUAGAAGAGCAUUAUGGCAAGGCGGGUGACGCACCAUCACUGGAGCGCCAGCAUGCCUCCCUCCCAAGGGAACGUGUUGCUGGUGAGAGGAAUGAACCACGGGAUGAGGCUCAGUUGGAAGAGGAGAGAAGGCGAAGAGCUGCCAGGCAGCAAAGGGCAUGGGCGCAAUCAGGAUACAAGGCUGGAGCGGGGCAGCCUGCAGCACGGCCCGGCAGGGUAGUGGGGUCCAGUGGAGGAGGAAUGAACGGUGCACAGAGAGACGAUACUCCACCAGGAAACCCGCAAGGCAGGAGGCAGGAGCUAGAUGACCGGUGCACUCCAUAUGGCUCAGCUUUAGCCACGCAUUUCAUCAAAAGCUAUACUAGCACCCCCUACCUCCUAGCUCUCAACAUCCUGUAA
Molecule: messenger RNA, 1611 nt
Organism: Closterium sp. Yama58-4
Lineage: Eukaryota; Viridiplantae; Streptophyta; Zygnematophyceae; Desmidiales; Closteriaceae
Source: the annotation of a GenBank genome assembly